CCCCUUUGCCUCUCCCAGAGAAAGCUCAGCGUAGACACCUAACCCUCCACCAGCCAGCAGGAAAUACAGAAAGACCGGCGGUGCUGCGCCCACACGGAACCAUAUAGCUGUCUACCAGCCGCAGCAAGACCUACAUCAGGGAGGCGUUGAACCCAACAACCACCAAAAAUGACCGGUGGUGACAUUGAACAUGCUGUACCCCCACCCCCUCCAUCUAUGGUUCUGGAACCACCUAAACCAGAAGUCAAGGCAGCCACCCGUGUGAGCGGUGGCCCAGCCACACCACGCAAAGGCCCACCCAGGUUCAAACAGAGGCAAACUCGGCAGUUCAAGAGCAAGCCCCCAAAGAAAGGUGUCCAGGGCUUUGGAGAUGAUAUUCCUGGAAUGGAAGGUUUAGGCACUGACAUCACUGUCAUCUGCCCUUGGGAGGCCUUCAACCACCUGGAGCUGCACGAGCUGGCCCAGUACGGCAUCAUCUGAACCCUCCAUCUUCCCAUCAUCCUCUGUACCGUUUAGACCCUCCUCCAAACCAACUGCCUCCACCCUGGCCAUGGGCUCCAGUGGGACCAUUCAUACUUACACCUUAUCACACAAACAUUCAAUAAAAAAGCAACAUUCACAAAAAUGGAAAAAUCUAAGAAAAAUUGUUAAUUAAAAAAAAAAAAACCUAACAAACCCAUCCACCCUGUCUAUCUGCCCUCUCCGGUUUCUUUCUUUCCCGCAGCCAAGGUACACACAUUCUUUCUGCUCAUACUGUAGGCCAAAACGCAGGGCUGUGUUUGACUCACUGUCCAGACAGAUCGUGCUCCGUUGUCGUUUUAGAGGUAUCGCCGAAAGAGUCCCAUCUUGACCCCCUUUUCCCUUUCUAUUUCUUCUUUCUUUUCUAUAUCACCCUUUCUUUCGGAACAGAACUUGAAACUUACGCAAGCAAGACAGCCUCAGAGUGAGUAUAAGUGACACGCCCGUGAAACGAUCAGCUUCUCGUUUCACGUGCCUCGGCCUCCUCCGCCACCAUCUCGGAGGUUUGUCCACCUUUGCCGAGUUUUAAAAAAAAAGAUCGUAGUCCUGUAGAGAUGGGAUGCCUGCUGACCGACGCUGAACACAAAAAUCUACUAGGAAACUUACCCCCCCCCCCCAAAUAAGAAUAAAAUAAAAACAUUUGCAUCAUAAAACUUAUUGGUAAAUCAUAGAAAUUAACUUUCUGACUUCCAUUGUUAUCUAACCAACCUCUCUCUUCCUUUCCUUUAUCUUUUUACUAGUGCUAUUAUGUAUUAACCUCAUACACUCAGGGAUUUGUAAAAUGUUUUGAAAGUAAGGACUUCUCGAAAACUUUGUCAUCUUUUUUGGUCACUUUCUCGGCUGCUCUUGCAUGCUUGCUAAAAAAAAAAAACACUGUCCACUACCUUUGGCUAGUAGACUGGAAACCAUGGAGGAGAGGGGCUACAUUUUUAUAGGACACAAAAAUAGAGACAUAGAAAGUAAGGUACCCUGAGAUGUGGUCAAAGACACUGUUAUGUGUUGUUUGGUAAGUGGUCUUGGGUGGCUGUGAUUGGGAAACAGUGCUAGACUGCCUUGUCUUUACCUGCAUGCUUGUUUUAAUACAUAGUUAUUCAUCAGCUCCUCUUCAUCAUCACCAUCAUCAUCACUCUUUCUUUCUGUGUCCACCUGUAGUUUCACUCUAUUCUCUGUACAUCUCCACUGUGCUCUAUCAGUAUUUUAAUUGUAUUGAAAUCUUGUUGAUUAUCUUUGCAUGUUUUAUUUUUACAUUUCAUUGUAAGUUUAUCAUGAAUUAAUUUCUAUGUGGAGCUUAAACUGAAUUGCAUGUUCUAUCCAUAGAUUUUCUUUUUCAAGUUUUGACCUUACGUCGUCCAUUGUGUGCUGGCAUUGUGCGGCGUGUGCAUUUGUCUUACCGUGUUUAUUUGUUACAUGUACAACUCUUCCCCCCAUUUUCAUCUUCUGUAUGACCCUUUUGUGGUUAACCAUUAUCCUGCGUUUAAUACAUUUAAUCUAGACACAUUCCUUUAUUUGGAUAGUAUACAGUGCUAAACCUCUGUGUGUACCCUCACUGUGAUGUCUGCAGUGAGAGAACACAGCAUGUUUGCACAAGCAUGAAUAUUUAUCAGUCAACUUUCAUCCCAUGUCCUCCUGAAACCUCUUCCUCUGGAUGACGUAAAGGUUGUUUGGGAGUUUUUGCCACAUUGUCCUCCCUGGAUCUGGUGGUAUGUUUGCAGAAAGAGAUCAGCUGGUUUACCCAUUCACUAUGCUUGAGACAGAUCAAUCCAUUGGACACCGUGACUGUCUGUAAUCAGUGACUGAAGUGAAGGUGUUUCUUCUCUACAGGAUGAGAUCAAAAUAAAGCUGGAAAAAAGUGUAAAAGAAUAGAUAGUGUGUUCAUUGCAAAAGACUUUAAAUCUACACUUCCCUUUUCACUUCAAAAACUAUGCUAAAUAAUUUCAAUAAAUCUAUGUAAUUUGA
Molecule: messenger RNA, 2475 nt
Organism: Pygocentrus nattereri (red-bellied piranha)
Lineage: Eukaryota; Metazoa; Chordata; Actinopteri; Characiformes; Serrasalmidae
Gene: pde6gb
Product: phosphodiesterase 6G, cGMP-specific, rod, gamma, paralog b
Exons: 4
Coding region: 169-480 (103 amino acids)
Biological process (GO): positive regulation of epidermal growth factor receptor signaling pathway; visual perception; positive regulation of G protein-coupled receptor signaling pathway
Cellular component (GO): photoreceptor outer segment membrane
Molecular function (GO): cGMP binding; 3',5'-cyclic-nucleotide phosphodiesterase activity
Source: RefSeq, a predicted model, not a curated record